Molecule: messenger RNA, 1357 nt
Organism: Saccostrea cuccullata (small rock oyster)
Lineage: Eukaryota; Metazoa; Mollusca; Bivalvia; Ostreida; Ostreidae
Exons: 7
Coding region: 203-1357 (384 amino acids)
Source: RefSeq, a predicted model, not a curated record
AUAUGGUUUAGCUUCUUUGUUAAAGGUCUGUUGCAGCAAUACAAAGUGUAAUCAUAUUAACCAUGUAAAAACGGGGAAAAAACAUGGAAGAGUGUGGGAUGUAAAUACAAAGCUAUCAGCAGCAAUUGUACAUGUUGGUAUUGGUGCAACGCAAGUCAACAGUCUCCUUUCUGAGCUGAAUAUACCACCUGUAAGCCAUGCCAUGCUGGACAAAAGACAGAAAGAGAUAGGCAGAGCUGUUGAAGAUAUUGCUGCAGAGUCUAUGUCUGAUGCUUUGCAGAAGGAACUGGAAAUGAUGAAUGAAGAGAUGAACGAAAAUGGACUAGUUGUUGCUGUAGAUGCUGGAUGGCAAAAACGGGGUAGCGGAAAGACAUAUGAUAGUUUAUCAGGUCAUUGUUCCAUGGUUGGUCCUCUCUCCGACAAAGUAUUGUCAUACUCUCUGAGGUCUAAGAAUUGCAGAGUAUGCAGUGUAGCUGAAUCAACCAACAAGAAUCCAGCAGCCCAUGAGUGCUCAAAGAAUUGGGAGGGUAGUUCAAAGGCCAUGGAGGCAGAUAUGGUUAUUGAGAUGGUCCAAGAUCUACAGAAAAGUAAAGGAAUAACCAUUGAUGGAAUCAUUGGAGAUGAGGACUCUACCACUAUUGCAAGACUGAAAGCUAAUGUCAAUGCUGAUAUUAAGAAGUUGUCUGAUAAAAAUCAUCUAAAGAAACUGUUUACAAACUCUUUGUUUACCUUGAAGAAAAAACAUUCAUCUCUGACUUUGUCUGUGAUAAAGUACAUUCAGAAAUGCUUCAGUUACUCCAUAGCACAGGGAAAAGGAAAUGCUUCUCAAAUCAAAGAAGACCUUUCAUCAAUUCCAUUACACAUAUUUGGAGAUCACCAACACUGCUCCUCAAGGUGGUGCAACUUCAUUAACAACCCUAACCUGAGGUACAAGUCACUUCCACAUGGAAAACCCCUGAAAGAUAGGUUCCUUCAGGAUGAUCUGAAAGAAGUCUUCAGUUCAUAUGCAAGUCAUUCUGAUCGUCUUUCAUGCUUAGGAAGCACACAGUCGAAUGAGAGUUUUCACAGAAUGGUGUCUGCAAAAGCCCCAAAGACCCAUCAUUACAGCUCUUCUUCAAGCCUCAGAUAUAGAGUUGCUGCAUGUGUAGCCCAGAAAAAUGUUGGACACAGAUAUCUUGUAAAGGUUAACAAGAAAUUGGGCCUCUCUCCUGGCUACUAUACUCGACGACAGUGCAUUCUGAGGGAUUUACAAAGAAAGCGACAGAAGGCCAUUUCAGUGACACAGAAAUUUAAAAGGAGAAGGAGAGAAUUGAAAGCCAGGAAUUUGAGUCGAUUUCAAGUCGAUAAAAGUUCAUAA